UUCUCAAUUGAUCCGAACACUUGGAAAAGGAACAGGGCUUUUGGGGUUUCUUCUCUCUUCCUCUCCACCUUAACCAGAUACUGCAAGACAUCUCAAAGCUCAUUUUCAAACACUUCUUUCCGAAUUUUCGUUUAAAAGAGGAAAAAGAGAGAGCCCUUGAGCGAGCGACCAUUCCUCCUCCACCGUCGUCGUCGUUGUCAUUAGUUGUUCUUUUCUUUUUGGGGAGUGAAAGGCCAUGAACCGAGGGGUGUUGCAGAGCUCACCGGUGGCGCAGAUGCUGGCCGCAGGAAACCCUAACUUGUGGAACAUCAACACCAUGCGCCCGCCGCCGCCACAUCUACAACAACUACCUUAUCCCACUACUUUCUUCCCUCAAUUCACGCCCACUUCUUCCUCCUCCAAUUCUUCUUUACUUCAUAUCUCUUCUUGGCAUGAUAACCAGGAGCUUCCUCAGUCAUGGAGCCAGCCACUCUUGGGUGGAUUAAUGGGUGAAGAACAAGCAAUACACCAUGUGAAGCAAGAAAACCCAGCAAGUGCAGGCAGCUGUGCGUACGGACAUGCAAAUGAAGAUUUUCAACAUCAUCAUCAACACCAGCAGCAGGAAAAUGAACCAGCUGCUUGGUCUCAUCAAAUAAUGGCUGCUGCUUCAUCAUCAUCAUCCCCCAAGUCAUGUGUAACGAGUUUCAGCAGUAAUAAUAUGUUGGAAUUUUCCGGCAGUCAAGCUGAUGCAAAGCAAACACUCCCAGAUCGAUCUUCAGAGGGCAAUAGCAGUGCAACUGGUGGGGCGAUGAAGAAAGCUAGGGUUCAACCUUCUGCAACUCAAUCUACCUUCAAGGCGAGGAAGGAUAAAUUAGGGGACAGAAUCACAGCGCUUCACCAGCUCGUUUCUCCAUUUGGGAAGACUGACACAGCCUCUGUCUUGUUAGAAACUACUGGGUAUAUCAGAUUCCUUCAUAGUCAAAUUGAGGCUCUCAGCUUGCCGUACAUGGGCAAUGGACAAGGAAGCAUAACGCAACAACAGCCUAUUAAAGGGAUGAGAAGUUGUAUAUUUCCUGAAGAUGGCGCUGGUCAGCUGUUGACUGAAAACUCCAUGAAGAGGAAAGGUGGUCCUAAUCAGCAGGAAAGUCAUGAAGAACCAAAGGACUUGAUGAGUAGAGGGCUAUGUUUGGUCCCCUUGCCAUGCACGCUUCAUGUCGACAACGAUAAUGGCGCCGAUUUUUGGGCUCCGGCAUUUGGCGGCUGGUUCCGGUUAGAAGGCUUGGGAGCUAUCGAGAAAGGCUAAACAAAUUCAAAGAAAUGCAGGGAGCAGAGAUGAAGCUUUUCAUUGGAGAAACUAUUUGUAGAUGAUUUAAACUCGAAAUUCUCUACGUGUUUAUUUAUAUGAGAAUGAGAUGCAACGUAAAUUCAUAGUUUUUUA
Messenger RNA from Hibiscus syriacus, 1417 nucleotides. Its product is annotated as transcription factor bHLH68-like. Gene Ontology annotation, cellular component: nucleus. Gene Ontology annotation, biological process: regulation of transcription by RNA polymerase II. Gene Ontology annotation, molecular function: RNA polymerase II cis-regulatory region sequence-specific DNA binding; DNA-binding transcription factor activity, RNA polymerase II-specific; protein dimerization activity. The transcript has 9 exons. Bases 236 to 1282 code for a protein of 348 amino acids. The record is from RefSeq and is a predicted model, not a curated record. Lineage: Eukaryota; Viridiplantae; Streptophyta; Magnoliopsida; Malvales; Malvaceae.